Molecule: messenger RNA, 1850 nt
Organism: Spodoptera exigua (beet armyworm)
Lineage: Eukaryota; Metazoa; Arthropoda; Insecta; Lepidoptera; Noctuidae
Source: the annotation of a GenBank genome assembly
AAAAAAGUAAUAGUGCUUGACGUCAUGCGAGCGAUGAGUAUUUAGCGAUAGUGGUUUCAUUAUUUGGUGGUGUUUUAGUGGACUUAAUAUUGAUGUUUCUUGUGAAAUAACAAAAAUGGAGACAGAAAGGAUGAUAGAAGAUACCAUAGCACCCCAGGUGACGUCAAUCACCAGCGUGGACUCAGGCGUACGGCCGAUGCCAAGUAGCGCCGCUUACGCAGCGGAGAGGGACGCGUGCCUCAACUACUUUACAAGAUGGAACGAAACGGACCAAGUGGAAUUCGUGGAGCAGCUACUAGCGCGGAUGUGUCACUAUCAGCACGGCCAUAUCAAUGCCUUCCUAAAGCCUAUGCUACAGAGAGACUUCAUCAGUAUGCUGCCGAAAAAAGGUCUCGACCACGUAGCGGAGAAUAUCUUAUCCUACUUAGACGCCAGUUCACUAUGUGCCGCCGAGCUGGUCUGCAGAGAGUGGCUGAGGGUCAUCUCGGAAGGUAUGCUGUGGAAGAAACUGAUAGAGAGGAAAGUUCGCACCGACUCGCUUUGGAGAGGGCUCGCGGAACGAAGAGGAUGGAUUCAAUACCUAUUCAAGCCGAAACCAGGUAGCCAGCAUCCGUCUCACUCCUUCUACAGACAACAGUAUCCGAAGAUUAUAAAAGAUAUACAGUCUAUAGAAGACAAUUGGAGAAUGGGAAAACACAAUUUGCAGAGGAUAAACUGCAGAUCAGAAAAUUCAAAAGGCGUUUACUGUUUGCAAUACGACGAUAAUAAAAUAGUGUCGGGUCUAAGAGAUAAUACUAUUAAGAUAUGGGAUAGGAAAUCAUUGCAGUGUGUCAGGGAACUUCAAGGCCAUACAGGUUCAGUUCUCUGUUUGCAAUAUGACGAGAGAGCAAUCAUAUCAGGGUCAUCAGACAGCACGGUCAGAGUUUGGGAUGUGAACACGGGCGCCAUGUUAAAUACUCUCAUCCACCACUGCGAGGCUGUACUUCAUCUGAGAUUCUGUAACGGGAUGAUGGUCACAUGUAGUAAGGAUCGCUCGAUAGCUGUAUGGGACAUGACCUCGACGACAGAGAUAAUGUUACGGAGAGUUCUAGUCGGCCAUCGCGCCGCCGUCAAUGUUGUAGAUUUUGAUGAAAAAUACAUAGUUAGUGCUAGUGGCGAUCGAACUAUUAAGGUAUGGAAUACGUCGUCAUGUGAAUUCGUCCGCACGCUAAACGGCCACAAGCGUGGUAUCGCCUGUCUGCAAUACAGGGACAGGCUCGUCGUCUCAGGAUCCUCGGACAAUACCAUCCGGCUGUGGGAUAUCGAGUGCGGACAGUGCAUACGAGUGCUCGAGGGACAUGAAGAGUUGGUCAGGUGUAUACGUUUCGACAACAAACGCAUAGUGAGCGGCGCGUACGAUGGUAAGAUUAAGGUGUGGGACCUCCCCGCCGCGCUCGACGUACGCACGCCCCACCAGGAACUCUGUCUCCGGACGCUCGUUGAGCACACAGGCCGCGUCUUCCGCCUCCAGUUUGACGAGUUCCAGAUAGUGUCAUCAUCGCACGAUGACACGAUAUUAGUUUGGGACUUCCUGAACUACGGCGGGGCUUCGCCCCCUGCGCAUCACGCGCCGCCGCCCCGAGCGCGCUCCCCAGACCUCGACAGAGACCGGGACCAUGAUUUGUACGACUAGUAUUUUAUGUAAGGACAAAACAAUAAAGACUUAUUUUAUGAUGCGGCGUCGCCCGCGGCUUCGAGUGACUGACGUUGCAACAAGGAAAAAUAAAACUGUUACCAUGACGACCGAGCUAAGGACUUUACGAACUUAUUAAAAUGAGAAGUUAAACUCUGGAAAGUAAAAUGUAACACCA